CAGCUGUUCAUGAGAGGAAGAGGAACGCGAGUUAAUUAUUCCUUUUUUUGGCCUCCUACAGGUGGAUAAGGCCGAGUGUGGCCAUCCAUCAGCAAAAUGUUCAGCACCCAUGAGUCCAAUCGUGAAGCAUUUCUCGAGGCAACCAGGGAAGCUAGAGAGGAGCGGGCUGCGGAGCGAAGGCGCGAUGAAGCCGCCGUCACCAUUCAGGCUGCUAUACGGGGCUGGCUCGUGCGUUGCAGCGUGGAAAAGAAAACAAGAGAGCAUUUUGAUGAAGUCUUUGGCACAGAACCAUUGCCUGCUGACCAGACAAGUACACUCCCUGUUGCCACUGAAGCAUUUAAAGAAGCUGCAAGAUUUGUGAAGAUAUUUGAUCUUAAAAAAGACAAGAAAAGAUUUGAGAUUUUUACAAGAUACCUUUUGGCAAGUAUGGAUAGUGAAAAUGUGAAGCAAAGCUAUGUGUCGUGUGGGAUGAACAAAGAACUUACCUUGCACUGGAUUCAGCACAUGAAGGAUGUUCUGCAUAUAACAUGUAAAGUGUUAGAGAGUUUACAGGCAGAUGUGUCAUCAGACAAUCGUUUGAUAUCACUCUACCUGCACCUCCUCCUUGCCUUCACGGCCACCAACACUUGGCGUAUUAUUCGUGCACCCAACCUCGAACCACUACGGCCGGCUCUCAAUAAACUGACAGAAAAUAUAAUGGGGGACUUGGUGUGCAGAGGCCUUUACACAACCCUCAAUUGUGUACUCGUACGUGGAUUAUGCAGAGGAAAAGCAGCGCUGAGGGGUCCAGCCAUUACAACAAUUGUGACACUAUCCAUGCGGCCUUUGAUAGCUACCAACUAUUCAGAUAAACUACUCUCACUUACUACCAUUCACAUACUGAGUGUCCCUGCCUUGGUUCACCAUCUAGUUCUUCUGGCACCUGAGGCUCUGAAGAUGAUACAGAAUAGUAACUUGUUUGCAAGAGCAGUUGAAUUCAUGCAAAGUGAGCAGAAUCUGCGCAUUGUCUUCAACACCCUGGAGGGCCCCUAUGCCUUGUGUCUUUUGGCCAACCUUGUGCAUAUGGGUUAUGAAGAGAGAGAUGGUGCCUUACAAGAAUUGGCUUUCCCGCAAUUCAAUUUUGUAGUAACGAAGCUGUUAGAAAAAUGCCGAGAAUAUGUGACGACCAAACAGAGCAGCCUGACGCAGUGGCACCCAGUGCUUGGUUGGUUCUCCCGCCCCCUUGAUCAACAUCUGAAUGACGCGCUGUCCACUGUCAAGACGCAGUUACAGCUUCUGUGGUCAGGCCCUGUUAUCAGGGUUAUGUUCUCUACACUCACAGAAUUAGUCAAAGAUCAGGAACCCCUAAUAAGUGACAGCAAUGAUGUAUCAGGGCUUUCCCUGACUUCCACCACCUCCUCCUUGAGCUCCAUAACCUCUGCAAGUCUCCUGAAGAAAGCUUUUGAAUGCAAACUCAGCUCCGCAAGCAAAAACAGUCCCCUGGGUAGUGGAGGAAUGCCCAAAAGUGGGACUUACCGUAAGCUGGGCUCGAAUGAGAUCUCAACAGUCGCCAUGGUGUGCUCCAUGUACCAUACUGCAACCACUACACUGUCUCAGCUGCGCAUGGAUAUCCUAACAGGUUUAUGCUACAAGAGUGACAUAGUCAUCCACCUGUGGAUGAUACUUCUCUCUCUUGGUCCUACGUGUGGAUUAAAGAGCUUCUUGGAUCUGCUGUCUGUGUCAACCAAAGCAUCUGCCCCAGAAUUCCACAUGCUCAUGCUUUUCUGUGACGCAACCACCCACCUAGUGACGAUCUUGGAUGACAUGGAGAUGUACGAGAAGCAGAAACCCUUCAGUGUUGCUGAUUAUGCUGCAAUGGCAUAUUUUCUCAACAACUUCAUAUAUAAAUUGAUCCACAAUGGCCUUGUGGAUGUUCGGAACGUGAAGAACAGUCCCCUGUUCUCUUCCCUCCACACCUUGUUCAUGCUGCUGUACACUCGCAAUUCACGCAGAAGAUAUGUCCCAAAUACGCAUUGGUUGAUCAAGGAGGUGCGAGUAUCAUCGUUCAUGGCAGAUUUUGGACGGGGGAAAAAAAGCACGCAGGUACUACUGCAAGAGAUGCCACACAUAAUUCCUCAUGAAGAACGUGUGCUCUUGUUGCGAAUGCAGGUUGCAAAUGAAAAAGAAGUACUGGGACUAACUGAAGCUGCAUGCGCUGCUCCACAGUCAACACUCAUUACAGUACGAAGGUCUCGUCUUGUUGAGGACGGGUACAGACAGUUGGCUUCACUGUCGCCUCAAGCUCUUAAGGGGUUAAUACGAGUCCGUUUCAUCAAUGAGCAGGGCUUAGAUGAGGCAGGAAUUGAUCAGGAUGGUGUGUUUAAAGAAUUUCUGGAGGAGACCCUAAAGAGGGUGUUCGAUCCUUCACUGAACUUGUUCCGUCUAACAAGUGAGGAGCGGCUGUACCCAUCCCCUACAUCAUCAAUGACAGAAAAUCAUCUGCAGUUGUUUGAAUUCACUGGCAAGAUGUUGGGCAAGGCUGUGUACGAGGGCAUUGUCAUUGACUGUCCCUUUGCAUCAUUUUUCUUGAGCCAAAUCCUUGGUGAACAGCAGUCUGCCUUGUACUCCUCCAUUGAUGAACUACCAUCACUAGACCCUGAGCUUUACAAGUCACUGACCUAUAUAAAGCACUAUGAAGGAGAUGUGAGUGACCUUGACCUCACCUUCUCCUACGAUGAGGAUUACCUCGGCCAGAUUAUCACUCAUGAACUUCGACCAGGGGGCAAAGCAGUGUCAGUGACCAAUGACAACAAAAUUGUCUACAUCCACCUCAUGGCCCACUUCAAGAUGCACACCCAGAUCAAGGAGCAAACCAAGGCUUUCAUCCGGGGAUUCCGGUCCAUUGUCAACCCUGAGUGGUUGGGCUUGUUCUCAGUGCCAGAGUUCCAGCGAUUGAUUUCGGGAGACAAUGUGGCUGUAGACCUGAAGGACCUCCGGCGUCACACGCAGUACUAUGGCGGCUUCCAUGACAAGCACCGCGUUGUGUGCUGGCUGUGGGACAUCUUAGAGCAGGACUUCAAGGAAGAGGAGAGAGCACUUUUUCUCAAGUUUGUGACCAGCUGCUCAAAGCCUCCACUUCUUGGGUUCACACACCUGGAGCCGCCCUUCUCAAUCCGCUGUGUGGAGGUUGGUGAUGAUGAGGAUACAGGGGACACCAUUGGCAGUGUCAUCCGUGGCUUCUUUGCCAUACGCAAACGCGACCCAGUAAAUCGCCUGCCAACUUCCUCCACCUGCUUCAACCUGCUGAAGCUACCCAACUACCAGCGUAAAAGUACACUGAGAGAGAAGUUGAGAUAUGCCAUUACUAGCAACACUGGUUUUGAACUCUCGUAAAAAAUCAUUGUGCUAAAAAAGAAAAGUUCAAAUUAAAUUUUAGUGCAGUGUAUGCAAUUAUCAGCCUGCUAAAUAAAAGAUACAUUUCUUGUGUUAGUUAAUUGAUUAUCAUGUGAGAAAUCACAUGGUAUUAAUGGC
Penaeus indicus is the source of this 3510-nucleotide messenger RNA. RefSeq names its product ubiquitin-protein ligase E3B-like. Gene Ontology annotation, biological process: ubiquitin-dependent protein catabolic process; protein polyubiquitination. The record is from RefSeq and is a predicted model, not a curated record. Gene Ontology annotation, molecular function: protein binding; ubiquitin protein ligase activity. NCBI's taxonomy places the organism in Eukaryota, Metazoa, Arthropoda, Malacostraca, Decapoda, Penaeidae.